Prorocentrum cordatum is the source of this 342-nucleotide messenger RNA. NCBI's taxonomy places the organism in Eukaryota, Dinophyceae, Prorocentrales, Prorocentraceae. The record is from the annotation of a GenBank genome assembly.
AUGCGGGGGGCGAAGCUGGAGCCCGACGUCAUCAGCUACAAUGCUGGGAUUAGCGCGUGCGGGAAAGGAGAGCAGUGGCAACGGGCGCUGGUGCUGCUGAGCGAGAUGUGGGAGGCGAUGGUGGAGACCAACGUCAUCAAAUGGCUACAGCGCUGGGAUCAGCGCGUGCGAGACGGGCGAGCAGUGGCAGCGGGGGCUGGCGCUGCUGAGCAAGAUGCGGGAGGCGAAGUUGGAGCCCAACUCAGUUACAACGCUGGCAUCAGCGCGUGCGAGAAGGGCGAGCAGUGGCAGCGAGCCCUGGUGCUGCUGGGCGAGAUGCGGGGGGGGAAGCUGGAGCCAGAC